ACUUCUAUUUCCAUCCCCACUUCCCUUAUCUCCCGCGCUCCUCUUCCUCCACUCCCCAUGGCUGCCGUUGGCGUCACCUUCCCGGCGGCGCCGGCCAUCGUAUCCGCCGCCGUAUGUUCCUCGUCCACGCGCCGCCGAGUCCAUCUUGUCCCUACCCGAUUCUUCGCAGCAGCGUCGUUCAGCGGGCGAUGUGCCGCUACGGCCGACGGCGGGGCCGCGGCCUCGGAGGACCUGGCUGCGGCAGCGGAUGGGUAUCCCGAUGCUGGAACUGACGUCGCCGGCGGCGCUGCCACUUCCACGCGGCCUCCCUACUCGCUCAUCUCCGCCGCCAACGUGCAGAAGGCGAUGCGCGGCCUUGCAAUUACAGAUGCUGAUCACUAUGGGAGGCUUGGAAUUACCAGAUUAGCGUCAACCGGUGAGGUCAAAGCUGCAUAUGAGAAAAGGUGUGAACAACUAAACAAGCAAGGACUGGAAGAAGAGGAAAUCAGCAAGGAACAUGACCUAUUAAAGGAAUCUUUUACCAUAUUAUCAACCGAGGAAGAGAGAAGAUUAUAUGAUUGGAGUUUGGCGAGAAAUGGGCAGCCUGAGCGAUAUGUUUGGCCUUUUGAAGUUGACCCCAUGGAGUUGGCACCAGAUCCUCCUAAGGAACCGGAAGAUGAGUUUCCUACAAAGCUUGUCGGCUACUUCUUGUUGACAUGGUUCAUAAUUUCUGUAGCCUGCUCGCUGAUUCUCAACAGAUCAUGAAGUUCCAUAAACGAAGAUGAAUCAUAGCUCAACAGUGUUUUUCUAAAUUAGUCGAAGUACAUAACUGCACAGUUUGUACAGAUAAACUAUAUGAAUCUUUAAUUAAUUAUUCACAUGGGCUA
Messenger RNA from Aegilops tauschii subsp. strangulata, 866 nucleotides. RefSeq names its product NAD(P)H-quinone oxidoreductase subunit U, chloroplastic. The record is from RefSeq and is a predicted model, not a curated record. Gene Ontology annotation, cellular component: NAD(P)H dehydrogenase complex (plastoquinone); chloroplast thylakoid membrane; chloroplast. NCBI's taxonomy places the organism in Eukaryota, Viridiplantae, Streptophyta, Magnoliopsida, Poales, Poaceae.